AUGCUGGAGGAUAAAUACAUAGGGCUGGUCCUGGCGAUCACCUCGUCGCUGGCAAUCGGAAGCUCGUUCAUUCUUACGAAAAUGGGGCUGAAUGCAGCAUCAGAACAGAAUAACUUCGAAGGCGCAGGCUACGAAUACCUAAAGAACCCAAUUUGGUGGGGAGGAAUGGCCACCAUGGCCAUUGGAGAAGUGGCAAACUUCGCCGCGUACACUUUUGCACCUGCGAUCAUGGUUACGCCGCUGGGCGCGCUGUCUGUGAUCAUCGGUGCCAUUUUGGCAGCAGUGUUCUUAAAAGAAGAAUUGGGCACUCUUGGCAAACUUGGGUGCACAGUGUGCUUGUUGGGAUCCGUUAUCAUUAUUUUGCAUGCGCCCUCAGACAAGGAAAUUCAAACCGUGGACGAGAUCCUCGGAUACGCAAUGCAACCGGCAUUUUUGUUCUACACGCUAAGCGUGGCCGUCUUCACAGUCUUCAUGAUUACCAAAGUGGUUCCUCAAUACGGCACCAAAAACCCUAUGGUCUAUAUUUCUAUUUGUUCCACCGUGGGCUCAAUUUCUGUGAUGUCCAUUAAAGCUUUCGGCAUAGCAUUGAAACUAACUCUGAGUGGAAACAACCAAUUUACACACUUUUCCACAUACCUUUUCAUCUUGGUGGUAGUUGUUUGCAUUAUGACUCAAAUGAACUACUUCAACAAGGCUUUGGAUCAAUUCGAUACGUCGAUCGUCAACCCAUUGUACUACGUGACCUUCACCACUGCAACGCUGGUGGCGUCAUUUAUUCUGUUCCGCAACUUUGACCAAAGCGACCAAAAAGACUCAGUGUCCCUUGUGUGCGGGUUCUUCAUCAUCUUUACCGGAGUUUAUCUCUUGAACUUGGCCAGAAAGAAAAAUCACGACAGACUGUUCAGUCAUCAAUCGGAUGUUGAGAACAUUCCCCUCGACAAUAAUGUGGGUGGUUUCACUGUAAGGAAAUCAUUCCAGGGCACGCAUCACAGAAUUGCGUCUCAAACCUACCAAAGUGAAGAAAUGGUCCAUCUUACGCGAGAUGAUCCGGACCUUGAUAGAUUCAAAGUGUAG
Molecule: messenger RNA, 1074 nt
Organism: Lachancea meyersii CBS 8951
Lineage: Eukaryota; Fungi; Ascomycota; Saccharomycetes; Saccharomycetales; Saccharomycetaceae
Source: the annotation of a GenBank genome assembly